This is a messenger RNA of Sinocyclocheilus anshuiensis, 1447 nucleotides long. RefSeq names its product GDP-fucose protein O-fucosyltransferase 1-like. Gene Ontology annotation, molecular function: peptide-O-fucosyltransferase activity. Gene Ontology annotation, cellular component: endoplasmic reticulum. The coding region runs from base 95 to 1147 and encodes 350 amino acids. Gene Ontology annotation, biological process: Notch signaling pathway; regulation of Notch signaling pathway; protein O-linked glycosylation via fucose. NCBI's taxonomy places the organism in Eukaryota, Metazoa, Chordata, Actinopteri, Cypriniformes, Cyprinidae. The record is from RefSeq and is a predicted model, not a curated record. The transcript is spliced from 7 exons.
UUAUUUGCAUGUACCACUCCUUUCUCUGCGCGUAUUUAUCGACGCUGCAGACGUGACUUGGGAUGAAAACGGAUACAUUCUGUACUGCCCGUGCAUGGGUCGGGUUGGAAACCAGGUGGAUCAUUUUCUUGGGUCACUGGCUUUUGCUAAAAUGCCGAACCGAACACUCGCGAUUCCGCCGUGGAUUGUUUACCGCCAUCACUCGCCACCUUUUCAAAAUGUGCAUGUCCCUUACAGUGAGUAUUUCCAGUUGGAGCCAGUGAAGCAGUACCACCGUGUGGUGAGUCUAGAGGACUUCAUGGAGCACUUGGCUCCUAAGCACUGGCCUCCUGGUCAGAGAGUGGCCUACUGCUUUGAGUCUGCAGCUCACAGGAGCAUGGACAAAAAGAGCUGUCCGAUGAAGGACGGAAAUCCUUUUGGUCUGUUUUGGGACCAUAUUGGAGUCAAUAUCGAUCGCUCUGUUCUUUUCGGAGGACUGUCAUUCAGCUCCUACUACCAGCCGCACUGGAUAAAGAGGUUUCCCCCAAAAGAGCAUCCAGUUCUCUCUCUUCCAGGAGCCCCAGCACAGUUCCCUGUACUGGAGGAGCACACUGGACUGCAGGAGUAUGUGGUGUGGUCUGAAAACAUGGUACAGGAAGGAGAAGGUCACAUCAGAAGUCUGCUAAACAGACCUUACCUUGGAAUUCAUCUGAGGAUCGGCUCAGAUUGGCAAAAUGCCUGCAAGCUUCUGAAGUCAGGUGAUACUGGUCCUCACUUCAUGGCAUCUCCACAGUGUGUGGGAUACGACCGUCGAACUGCCCUGCCGCUGACCAUGACCAUGUGUUUACCAGAUCUGUCUGAGAUCUGCCGUGCGGUGAAGCUCUGGGUGAAGAACAUCUACGCUCAGUCAGUUUACAUAGCCACCGACUCUGAAUCGCACACCGCAGAGAUUCAGAAACUCUUCAAGGGCAAGGUGAAGGUCGUGAGCUUGCAGCCGGACACUGCUCAAAUUGACCUGUAUAUCCUCGGCCAGGCCGACCACUUCAUCGGCAACUGUGUUUCGUCCUUCUCAGCCUUUGUUAAAAGGGAGAGAGAUGUUCAUGGGAGACCCUCGUCAUUCUUUGGGAUGGACUACCCAGGAAAAAGGAAAGGAAAAGAGGAACUCUAAUGAAAUGGAGAUGUUAUGUUUUUGUAACUGUGAAGGCUGGUUGAAGUUUUGCAUGUUUCAGGUCUAUGGUUACAUUUUGAACAAGAACAUUUGGAUAUAGGCUUUAAGUAAUUAAAUGAAGGGAGAACAAGAAAGUUAAUUCCAUUUCUUUGGAUGCUGCAUUUCUCCCAUGUUGCACUACUACAUUUACUGUGAGAGCAACCAUGGUAUCUUUAUAUCAUUGAUAUUUUUGUACUACUGGCUCAUUUGCAUUAUUUGAGGAUGUAAAAACUGCCCCCUGUGAGGGUUUAGUGAUUAGAG